UGCGCACGUCUACCAUCUUUAUAAGUUCCGCCGGUCCCAAUCUACUCAUUCAACCUUCACCCCACUUUGGUCCCCUACCUGUGUGAGGACGUUUUCGUGGGCCCACUGUUGUUUUACGAGUCCGUGAGUGCCGCCUGGCAAAUAGCCCUAUCACUGUCGUUCUAUUGGAAAGACUUCACCGACAAUUCACCGACGAAAACUUUUCCUAGUGCAGUCAUCGGUAUUUAUGUUCCUUCCUUGCUUAUAGGCCACCGGCCUACUCUUGGCCACUCGGCCGAAAAACAUUAGUCAGCACAGCAGUUGUUCCGCGAUGAGGGGGCCCCGUGCACAGGAGAUUUGCCGUCGGAAUGGUGAGAUAACAGGAAUUCGGAAUUGCGCAAGUCUGGUACGCUUAUCUCAUUAUCGUCGCUUGGAUGGUGUGGUAUUUAAUGGAAGAGCACAUCCUGCUGUGUCGCGCAGCAAAACCAUGGACGCUAUUGAUUUCAGUCACCAUUUGAGCCCCAUUUCCGCGGCUAGGACUCCAAGUCCCCUGAAAAGUCUUAUGAAGUACAUGUCCAUGGAUGGCAUGAUCAGUUUGGCUGGAGGUCUACCACAUCCGUCUCUUUUUCCAUUCGUCAAUAUCGAAGCAGAGGUUUAUUCUCCUGGCGUCUAUCUUCCCUCGAAUACAUCCGAGUCAGACUCGGAGCUUUUACGUUUCAACGUUCACAGGAAUGGAAGGGCGAAUGGGCAGGUCGUGGAUUUGGCCACUGGCUUGCAAUACGCACCCACCGCUGGUUUCCCAUGGCUUCUCCAAUAUGUCCGGGACUUUGUGCGCGUCGUCUAUCAGCCAGCCUAUAAAAAUUUCGAUGUCCUGAUGAACGAUGGAAGCACGGAUGGUUGGAGCAAAGUUGUCAACCUUCUCUGUGAGCCUGGCGACUACAUCCUCCUCGAAAAGUACACGUUCCCUUCUACUCAGGCGAACUGGAUACCGAUGGGAUGCAAGGGCGUUCCACUUGAGAUGGAUGCCCAUGGAAUACGUGCUGACGUCUUGGAAAGAACCCUCCGGGAAUGGGACAACGCCCAUCCCGGUGUGAAACGUCCACACAUUUUAUACGUGAUUCCCACUGGGCAGAACCCUACCGGCUGUACCAUGCCCGUCGCUCGUAAGCAGGAAAUAUAUGACAUUUGUGUAAAAUACGACGUUAUCAUCGUGGAAGACGACCCGUACUAUAUCCUCCAAUUCGACACCUACAAGCUUCCAAGCGUCGCUAAUGGUCACACGGCACCCCCGCCCCCGCCCAGCUACGACGAAGCGGCAUUCCUAGAUUCCCUCGUCAAAACGUUCCUGAGCAUCGACGUCCAGGGCCGCGUCAUUCGUCUGGACACCUUCAGCAAAACGAUGGCUCCCGGCAACCGUCUUGGAUUCUUCACCUGUAGCCCGCUCUUCGCCGAACGGAUCCUCCGCGCAACCGAGACCUCAACCCAAGCGGCCUCAGGCUGGUCGCAGUCCAUCGUCUCCGAGCUCCUCCACGCCUGGGGCCCCGGCCUCGGUGGGUACCUCCGCUGGCUGUCGGGAUUGCAGAGUCAGUACGUGAUCCGGCGAAACUGGAUGUGCGAUGCUUUCGCGAAGGAGUUCGACGCUGUGCAGGAGGGCGACGAGGUGAUUGUCUACGGUAAAGGGACAAGGGUGAAAUUGCUCAGCUUCGUGCCCCCGCAAGCCGGGAUGUUUUUGUGGGUCAAGGUGUAUCUGAGUGAGAACAAGGAGUAUGCGGGAUUAUUCAAGAGCUCGUCUGAGGAUCCAGAGACGGCUUUUGAGCAGAAGCUCUGGCAGGAUAUUAUAGAUGCGAAGCUUCUGAUUUCCCCAGGCAGGUUUUACGUAGCUUGGGAAGGUGAAAAGAAACCGAGAGAUGCAGCUGAACGCGACAUUGUCCAUUUCAGACUGGCGUUUUCUAUGACGACUAAAGAGAAGGUGGACCUGGCCAUUCAGAGGCUGGCAGGCGUCCUGCAUCAUGCGUGGGGACUUGCGUAACCGUGGCGGCAGAUUUCCCAUAUGACCAACCGGACAGUAGAUUACCCAAAUGUAAUUAUAUCUUGCGUGUUCGGAC
Molecule: messenger RNA, 2084 nt
Organism: Guyanagaster necrorhizus
Lineage: Eukaryota; Fungi; Basidiomycota; Agaricomycetes; Agaricales; Physalacriaceae
Product: PLP-dependent transferase
Exons: 10
Coding region: 467-2008 (513 amino acids)
Biological process (GO): biosynthetic process
Molecular function (GO): transaminase activity; pyridoxal phosphate binding
Source: RefSeq, a predicted model, not a curated record